UCUGUCUCACCACCCCCAGACUGUUUUUCUCUCUCAUUUCUCCCUUCUCCUGAAAAUCAAACUAAUCUUGCGGCUACUUCAACCUUCGCAGCUACAAGUAACCCAGUAUUCCAUAUUGAAAAUCCUAUAAUUUGUUAGGGAAAAGCAUUUAGGGAGUAAGUAGUGGGGAAUGGAAGAAGCACCGUUGUCACCAGCAAGGGAAGAGAGGGUAUGGAAACCGACUAUAGGACGGGGUGCCUUUGCGGAAGAGCUGAAGAGGUUGAGCUUCUUGGCAGCACCGAUGGUGGUGGUUACAGUGUCACAGUAUCUGUUACAGGUUGUGUCGCUGAUGAUGGUAGGACAUCUGGGUGAACUUUCACUCUCCGGUGUCGCUAUAGCCGUCUCUUUCACCAACGUCACUGGCUUCAGUCUUCUUUUUGGAAUGUCUGGUGCUUUGGAAACUCUAUGUGGGCAAGCUUAUGGGGCAGAGCAGUACCAGCAACUCGGGAUAUAUACUUACUGUGCAAUACUUUGUCUUACAUUGGUUUGUCUGCCGGUAUCUCUACUCUGGAUAUUUGUCGACAAAGUGUUGGCACUGCUUGGCCAAGACCCUUCAAUCUCACUUGAAGCUGGAAAAUACUCAAUUUUUCUCACUCCGGCACUAUUCGGCUUUGCCGUUCUCCAAUCGUUGGUUCGCUACUUCCAAUCUCAAGGCUUGAUCAUUCCAAUGCUCUUUACCUCUUGCGCAACGAUAUGCUUCCAUGUUCCUCUUUGUUGGGCUUUGACUUUUAACUUUAAACUGGGAAUUAUUGGAGCAGCUUUAGCUAAUGGUUUAUCGUAUUGGUUCAAUGCAACCAUGCUUGGAUUAUACAUAAGGUAUUCUUCAGCUUGUGAGAAAACCCGCAUCUCGUUUUCGAAGGAUGUUUUCCGAAGCGUUAGGGAGUUCUUUCGCUUUGCUAUCCCCUCUGCUGUGAUGGCUUGUCUUGAAUGGUGGUCAUGUGAACUGCUUGUACUGCUUUCUGGGCUUUUUCCAAAUCCGACAAUUGAAACCUCUGUUCUUUCUAUAUGCCUUUCGAUAAUGACACUGCACUACUACGUUCCAUAUGCUGUUGGUGCUGCUGCAAGCACUCGGGUUUCAAAUGAACUAGGAGCUGGGAAUCCACAAGUAGCACGAUUAUCUGUCAGUGCUGCGAUGUUUCUUGGAGCCAUAGAGAUAGUCACUGUGGGCACAACUCUUUUUUGCUGCCGUUCUGUCUGGGGGUAUGCUUACAGCGAUGAAAAGGAAAUUGUGGAUUAUAUGAAAGGAAUGACUCCAUUACUCUGUUUAUCGGUAAUCAUGGACACCUCACAAACUCUGCUUUCUGGGGUUGCUAGAGGAAGUGGGUUGCAACAUAUAGGCGCCUUUGUCAACCUUGGAGCAUAUUACUUGGUUGGAAUACCAGGGGCUGUUGUAUUGGGUUUUGUUCUACAUUUAAGAGGGAAGGGCCUAUGGAUUGGGAUAUUGGCUGGCUCUACUGUACAAGCAGUCAUGCUCGCUCUGGUUACAACCUUCACAAAUUGGCAGAAACAGGCGACCAAGGCAAGGGUGAGGAUAUUUCAGGGAACAAUACCUGCUGAGACUCGAUUAGUUUGAGUUAUACAUAUGACAUAUUUAUAUAUUGAGAAAUAGCUUUAAAUCCUUGAACAUUUUGG
Molecule: messenger RNA, 1671 nt
Organism: Juglans microcarpa x Juglans regia
Lineage: Eukaryota; Viridiplantae; Streptophyta; Magnoliopsida; Fagales; Juglandaceae
Product: protein DETOXIFICATION 14-like
Exons: 7
Coding region: 170-1612 (480 amino acids)
Biological process (GO): xenobiotic detoxification by transmembrane export across the plasma membrane
Cellular component (GO): membrane
Molecular function (GO): xenobiotic transmembrane transporter activity; antiporter activity
Source: RefSeq, a predicted model, not a curated record